GCCUUUUCUGUCUUAGUAAGUACAUGGGAGGCCGUUGCUGAAGCUGUUGCGAGCAUCCCAUGCCUCACCAUAUAUUGAUGUUCCUGCAAUGCGGCUGCUUCGGAUUUUCGAAGCCGCGGAAGAGCUGGAAGGCUCAGGCCAGGACCAGGAGCAAAAACUUGACGGAGCAGAUGUUGGAGCAUGUCAUCGACGCCGCAGCGGGAGCCGUGCAAAGCUGGAACCCAGAUGAGUGGAAGAUGGUGCGUUCCCUGCAGGAGGCGAAUCAAUCACGGGCAUGUGUCGACUCGGUGCAGCACCUGGCAGACAGCCGGGCCAUGGCUGUGAAAAGGAUGCCGAACAGGUGGAUCAAAGAGCGACAGUCUGAGUUCGAGGAGAGUCAUCCUCAAUCAUCGGAGAAGCCCUGGGUUGAAAUCGGGCUUCUACGUUACCUCAAUGCAGCUGGGUUUCCAUAUGUCUGCGACUUGUUUGGCAUCUUCCGUGACGACGAGUUCACCUAUGUGGCGACGUCGCUGGCCACCGACGGGGACCUUUUCAGUUUCGUGGAGCGGUUGCAGAUGGAACCUGGUCCAGAACGAGAGGGUAUUAUCCGGCCAAUGAUGGAUCAGGUGUUUUCCGCCGUGUAUAAACUGCAUGAGCUCGGGAUUGCACACCGCGAUAUUUCACUAGAGAACAUCUUGCUGACCAAAAAUCCAGAAGGGGGCCUCCAACUGCAGUUGAUUGAUUUUGGCAUGGCCACCUUGUCAAGAAAGUGCUCAGAGAUUCGAGGGAAGAAGGCCUAUCAGGCCCCAGAGAUGCAUACAGACAUCAGCUACGAUAGCUACCUUUCAGAUGACUUUGCCCUGGGAGUCGUUCUAUAUGCAAUGGCAUUAAGCGACUACCCAUGGAUCUCCACGCGGCUGGGAACCUGCAAGUUGUUUGAGUUCAUUCAUAUGUGGGGCUUCAGGGAGUUCAUCAAGAAGCGGACCUGCAAGAAGGGUGUGAGCCCUCGCAUUGUCGAGGUGUUAUCCCCCGAGCUGGCAGAGCUCCUUGAGGGACUGCUCGAGCUGCAUCCGGAGGAGAGGUUGUGCCUUGGGGAGUCAUGCUACGACGACGGGGUGCAAUGGUCAGCUUGGAAUAUGGCAUGGCUCAGUGGCUCUCCCACAGAGCGGCGCUGUAUGAUCAGCUGAGCCGGUUGACUGACAGAACAUGUGGGCCACUGAAGAAGUGCCAGCACCUUUUGAAGGGGGAGGGCGAGUCAUGCUAUGAGUGGCUCAAUGACUCCAGAAGCACACCGAAACAAUCCGAAACUUCUUCAGCCGGCCCAUUGGGGCGUGUUUUCUUUUGACAGCACCCGGCCGCUGAGUGAUUUCUGAAGAUUGUUUGUUUGAACCGAGUGUUGCUUCAGGUUCUAAGAAACAAUCUGAAUGGAUGGUGGUCCAUGGAUGCGGUUGUGAAUGUGCCAAGUCCAGACCCUUUGCUGCUCCGAAGGGAGCGAUCUCCAACACUUUGCCAACCUUUCCCAGUGCGCAGGGGGAUGAGUUCACCCUCCUCGCCAUUUUUGAGGAUGAAAUCUAGCAUCCUCCCGAAAAAAGCCUGAAUUGCCGGCUCCUUACCCCUUGAGUUGUGACAUUUCGGACGUGCCUUUCCGUUCACAGCUUCAAAACAGGCCACCAGUCCGGGCUUGGGCCCAUGGGAAGGCAGGCCACCAGUCUGACUUAAGGGCGGUCGGCGAAAGAUAUUCUUCGACCUCCAGCUUGGGCUGGUUUGCAUCAAUUCGUAGUAGAUCUGAAGAGAAACUGACAUGCUGGGCCGCUGUGCACCAGUCCUCAAGAUUCCCAUUUGGUGAAUGUGGACACGUGGUGCACAGCUUUUGUUUGAUUCUGGUUGCUCUGGCUGACAAUGCUGAGCCACAGAACAGGCCCUCGGGAAUUAGUGCAGUUUCACCAGCCAGGAUUUGCCCUCCGAUCUGUCCUUGCCAGAGUUCGAUGCAUCGGCAGGAUCUUGGCUGUGAACCAACUCUGAACUGUAAGCCAAGACGCACCUGACUGCACCUGCAAGGUGUAGCAGGAAGGAUCGAUUUUAAAUUUCAGCCAGGAAGUUUGAAUCGGCCAGCGACAUGCGGUUCUCGGUGAUAUUUGUCAAAACAUGGCCGUGGGGCUUCUUUUCCAAGUCCGUGGACAGAGCAG
Durusdinium trenchii is the source of this 2165-nucleotide messenger RNA. Lineage: Eukaryota; Dinophyceae; Suessiales; Symbiodiniaceae. The record is from the annotation of a GenBank genome assembly.